Molecule: messenger RNA, 4274 nt
Organism: Tupaia belangeri chinensis (Chinese tree shrew)
Lineage: Eukaryota; Metazoa; Chordata; Mammalia; Scandentia; Tupaiidae
Gene: MSANTD7
Product: Myb/SANT DNA binding domain containing 7
Exons: 4
Coding region: 296-1381 (361 amino acids)
Biological process (GO): endoplasmic reticulum unfolded protein response
Cellular component (GO): endoplasmic reticulum chaperone complex
Molecular function (GO): ATP binding; ATP-dependent protein folding chaperone
Source: RefSeq, a predicted model, not a curated record
UGAUAGAGUUACUCCAGCUGUUGUUGCUUACUCACAAAAUGAGGAGGUUGUUGGGCUGGCAGCAAAACAAAGUAGAAUAAGAAAUAUUUCAAAUACAGUAAUGAAAGUAAAGCAGAUCCUUGGCAGAAGCCAGAAAUGCGGUCCUUGGACCUGGCUUCUCAGCAAUUAGCCCUGAGAGGGCAGAAUCGGCUGGCUCCUGGAAAUAAACUGAGAGCACACAGAACUUCCCCACACCUUCAAAUUUGCACCUUGCUGCCCAGGAGCUUGCUUCAAUAGCCUUCCUUCCCAGCCCACUAUGGCCAAUACUAAUAGCAGUGCGGGCAUCCGGUGGUCCAGACAGGAGACACGAACUCUUCUCUCCAUACUAGGCGAGGCAGAAUAUAUUCAGCGCCUCCAGACUGUGCAUCACAAUGCAGAUGUCUAUCAGGCUGUAUCUAAGCGAAUGCAGCAGGAAGGCUUCCGCCGCACCGAACGUCAGUGCCGCUCCAAGUUUAAAGUUCUGAAGGCGUUAUACUUAAAAGCCUAUGUUGCCCAUGCAACGAGUGUGGGUGAUCCGCCACACUGUCCUUUUUAUGAUACGUUGGAUCAGCUUCUCCGAAAUCAGAUAGUGACUGACCCAGAGAACUUAAUGGAGGAUGCUGCAUGGGCCAAGCACUGUGAUCAGAACUUAGUGACCUCUGACACCCCAGGGGAAGAGGGAACCAGCAUUCUGAAAACCAAAAGGACUCAGGCAGCUGAUCAUCAGCCUAUCCUGAAAACAGUUAAGGAAUCAGAUGAGGAUUGUCAGCUGAGGAUCAGUGACCGGAUGCGAGAAACCAGUGACCUCGAGGACUCCUGGGAUGAAUCCUCGGGUGCAGGGUGCUCUCAAGGGACCCCCAGCUACAGCAGCUCCCACAACCUUUUCAGAGGUGCAGCUGCUCCCUGUCAGAGCAGUCCCAUGACCAGACUGGGUGUGUCCGGUGAUCCCAGUCCCUGCACCAGCACCAUCCGAACCACUCCUGGUGUAGCCUGUACACCGCGGCCUCCAGUCUCCUCUUCCAGAGUUGAUUUUGUUUCUGGUGGGCAUAGGCCUUUGACCAGUGAGCCUGCUCCAAGGUGGGCAAGGCGAAGAAGGCGGUCAGUGGCCAGGACUAUUGCAGCUGAAUUGGCAGAAAACAGGAGAUUGGCACGAGAACUGUCAAAACGUGAGGAAGAGAAACUGGACAGGCUGAUUGCUAUUGGUGAGGAGGCCAGUGCUCAGCAAGACACUGCCAAUGAGCUCCGCAGGGAUGCUGUCAUCGCAGUCAGACGCUUGGCCACAGCAGUGGAAGAGGCAACUGGUGCUUUUCAGCUAGGGCUUGAAAAGUUGCUUCAGAGGUUGAUUUCAAAUACCAAAAGUUAGGAACCAAUUGUAAGAGGGUAUAUUUCUACACUGGUAGAAGUCUAGUUCCAACACCUAUCUUCUGGUAUCUUGGCUCCUUUUCUGUGUGCUCAGAAAAAAAGAGUGGAUGAACCAUUGAUAAACUGAAUAGGGACCAUUCUUGCUAGUUCCUUUUCCCGAGGUUUUCCAGUAAUUUGAAAGACCUUUCAGAAAUGCAAGGGGUAGUCUGAUAGAAGAUGGAGCCAAGUCCAAGAGAACUACUUUGUCCUGGCUUUGUCACUGUUAGUUUACUUCUGUACAACAGUUUCGUCCCCUGUAAAAUGGAGGACAGAUAAUAACUUCUGUCCUGCCUACCUCACAGGGUUGUUGUGAGGGUCAAAUAUGAAAAGGUUUCAAAGUUUAAAAACACUAUGCACAUCUGAGUUACUAGUGCACAAGACAUUGGCUGAGGUAAAGAUAGAGGGAGGCACAUCAGUUUACAAGACAUAGAAAUAUGCUGUACACCAUGACCUCAUUGAUUGAAUCUUUUUUUAGUUUAAUGUGACUGCUUCGUGUAGUUUGGGAUAUUAAUGUUUUAAUUGUGUCUCUCUGGCUCAUUGGAUUAGUAUUGGCACAACAUGUAUUUGUACCCCUGUCUCAUGUUUUUGCUGCUAUUGUCUCUGACAUGUCUGAGUAAGCACUCUUAAUAGUCAAACCAUCUUUCCCUUUUUCAUUUUACUGGUUCUUAGUCUUCUGUCAACAUGAGAAUAUUAUUAAGAACUGACAGGGAGCCACAGUGGAGUGCUAUGGUUCGUAUUAAUAAUCUUUGAUAUGAUGAAAUAUUGGCUGUUUUAUAAAAUAUUAAAUGUAAGUAAAUUCUUUGCAUUCCAUAUCUUUGGGUCCUUUCAUAUGCAUAAGCUAUACCUAAAUUUUGGUUGCCAUUGAAUAUUGUGGAAACAGUUUGGAUUAUAUUUGUUUCCAGUCUUUUAGCUAAUUGCAUUCUUUUCUGUUAGCUGUUUUUUAUGUCUAGUAUAUAAUAGAGAGCAAGCUUUAGAAAUUAUUUCUUCUAAGGAACUUUCCAAGGUCACUCUUUUCUCAAAUGUUGUAGACAGAAGUUCACCCAGUUAAUGACAUUUGGCAGAAGGCAACAACCGUGUUUCCCUUUUAACGCUGGGAACACUAGAGGGCAGUAUGGAUAGAAACUGCCUUUGGUAGAUAACUCUUAAAGCACAAGCCCUCAACAGAUUUCUUCACCAUUCCUACUUCCCAGCACACAUACAUAUACACACACUCCAGAGAGAUGAAGGUGAAACUCACACCUCCAAUUUCCUUUAGAAGGAAAAUGAUUACUGACCGCUAUUAAACUAACUUAAAACUUUUAGUGGUUUACAUAGUAUUUUCAGGAAGUAAAAAUAGCAGUUUUUGAAAUAUAAGAAGUUGUGUAAUCUAGAAGUAGGGAAUGGGGAAGAGAGUGGGCAUAUCAGGAGAGAGAAAGUUUUUGUUUUAUAUUUGGCAGUCUUGAGUGUUUACCUAAAUGCUGGAAGUAUACAUAGGUAAGAAAUAGAGUAACAGAGGGACCACUCCUGUAGUUGCUGAGUUCAUGAGUACACAGCAGGCAAGCUGCUCUGAUAAAAAAGGGAUGGAUGGGGGAGGCAGGUGGUAUAGAAUACGCUGGGAUUCUGAAACUCUUGGAAUCAAAUCCUGUCACAGUUUUGUUUCAUUGGGCAAGCCACUUGCCCUUUUUGUGCCUCAGUUUCUUUAUCUCCAAAUUGAGAGAUCCAUACUAGGUGAUUUGUUUUUUUUCCUAGCAUCUCCCAUUUCUGGAAAACAUUUAAAUAACUUUUAUAAAGACAAAACGAGAAUAAAAUUUAAUUUUAGUAUUUUCAGUCACAGCAACAUAAUGUAUGUUUGAAAUACUGCCAACAGUUAAUACUUUAAGGAAGUAGUCCAUGGUAUAAAUAUUAAUUAUGAGCUUGUAAGCAGCACACCAGACUUAUAUUCCUUGCUUUAAAGGAACAUGUCUUAAGAUGUUGAAGUGGAUACACACAUACACACACACACACACACACACACACACACACACAGACAUACAUACAUAUAUACCUGUUGUCUCAGUUGAUUCAGUCCAUUUUAUGGAAGGAUAUGUGUCAGUUAUUGCUGGAGAACACUAAUGUACAUAGGUUAGAUUUUCUGGGAAAAUGGGGAAGUACUUGAAGGAGAAUUAGAUCUAUACUAUAUACAUUUAUUAAUGGUAGCAAAGUACAUAGGCAGGGAUUUAUAGGAGAUAAGAGAAGUGCUAAAGGUCAGAAAUGGAGUUAAAGUUUGGAAGUGGUAUUGUGAAAAUCUAAUGGGUGAAAUAGCCCUAAUAUGGAAUGAAACUUAAGGAAAAGGUCCUGAAGAAGUAAGCUGGAAAACUCUAAUAUAUUAAGGGAGGAAAGUUGCAAUAAGGGGAGACAGUAAAAAAGGAAGCCCAGGAAUCCUGCCUAAAAACUAGGCCCAACCAUUACUACCUGUUCACACUUAGACAAGUCUUCUCACCAUUCCACAACUCAGGUUCCUCAUCUGUAAAGAGGGAAACUAAUCACUGUCCUACCUACCUCACAGGGGUGUUGUGAGGAUCAAAUGAACAGAUGAAUGUAAAAGCACUUUUAGACAUGUAAGGCAUGAUAAUGUAAUGGGGGAGAAGAACACCCUGCAGCAUGUGAGUGCUGUUGUACACUAAGCCUCCGGGCCUGCUGACUAUAAAAGAAAUUUAAGGAGGAAGAGAACAUGGUAUUGCUGGGUAAAGCUGUGAUACAAUGGUAGGAUUAACUCUGCCUCCUGAAGACCUUGAUGUAAAUGAGGUGCUGUGUAUACUAACCUCCCACCACCUUCAUUGUUCUGCUAAAUAAUUAAUCCUGAUGUUGACUAUAAAUAAAGUUUUUAUUGACAUGUA